CUAGAUUUUACAGCGGAAUUGGUGUUCAGGGGAAUUUUCACAAGAAGGAACAAUCGCGUUUGAACAAGCCAAAAGACUAUGAGAGAGAAAAAGACACCCAAGUCAUUAUACGGUGAUGGAAUCUCUUGUGCCCUGAAUGAAAUAGAAAGGUAUUUCACUCAUCAGUUCAUUCGUGGUCGCUGCAGUGUCAUCAAGUGGCAAAGAAUUGCGCUUUUUUCGCCGGUGUCGAAGAAAAAUGCAAAGUGAGAUGAAGCAAAAGACAUGAUCAAUCUGCAAGUUGUGUUCUUGUUCAUCUCAUUAACACUAUCAAUUGUGCGGGUAGCACCUGCCAAUCAUCCGCCAAAAUGCUACCUUCGUCUCGAGGAAGCUCUCGAUGAGAUGUUGUACAAAUCACAGGCGAGAUCCCAGUCACGAUCCUUCAUUGAUCUGUCCACCUACACCAUUACGCAGCCGCUGAAUUAUCAGUAUCCCUUGCAGUUUAACUCUCGUGAACGUCAGAAUCCAGACAGGAGACUUUCCAAUGCCCUAAACAGCCUUCAGCCCACCAGUGUUGAUGUGUCCAAUGUUAAAUUCAGGAUCCCAAAGAAUGUUAAAUGGGUGCGAGUUGAGAAAUGUCACCUGAAUAUGAACAAUCGAACUCUGGAUACUAGGCUCGCUUUUCCUGAUCUAACUAUAUACGGACGAGUAACACUGAGGCCGGUAGGUGGUCAUUGUGACAUGAUUCUGCGUCUACGUCGCGUUGGAAUUGACUUUCAGACCUCAGUGCUGCCCAAUCAGAGCUUUGAGAAGAGUGAAUCAAGAUCGGUAAAUGUCAGAACCGAUUCUUACUUCGCAGAACCGGGAUUUAUGUCUAUCUUUGCACAUGGAUGUGAAGGCCCUACUGAUGUAAAGUUCCGCCGUGUAAACUCAAAAAUGCAAUUAUUUAGACCAGAUGGAAAUCGACGUAGAGGUCAUGAUCUCAAUCUUGAACACCGGUUGGACAAUAAUUUGGAUGGUAGAACGUUUUCGUUCUACGAUGACCUACGAAGGAGAAGGAUCAAGCAGCAAGCAAUGUGGCAACAUAUCCAACAAACGGAAACUUCGGAAGAGAUUGCAAAUGCUUUUCUCAAAGAGGUUGAGCAUCUAUUUUCCAAAGGGGUGCAGGGGAUCUUAACAUCGUACAUUCAGCGAAUGCUUCAGCCUGCAAUCAAGAACACUUUAAUGGAGGGAAUGGGAUACACUCUGUCCUAUGGCUAAAGACUAUUUUGUCAAACUUUCUUUUUUAUUUAAUACUCUUUCCAAUGAAAUACAUUGAAAUUGUACUCCA
Messenger RNA from Phlebotomus papatasi, 1306 nucleotides. RefSeq lists its product as uncharacterized. The transcript has 2 exons. The record is from RefSeq and is a predicted model, not a curated record. NCBI's taxonomy places the organism in Eukaryota, Metazoa, Arthropoda, Insecta, Diptera, Psychodidae. Bases 262 to 1236 code for a protein of 324 amino acids.